Molecule: messenger RNA, 3073 nt
Organism: Lytechinus pictus (painted urchin)
Lineage: Eukaryota; Metazoa; Echinodermata; Echinoidea; Temnopleuroida; Toxopneustidae
Product: hyalin-like
Exons: 13
Molecular function (GO): protein binding
Source: RefSeq, a predicted model, not a curated record
AUGGCUGGAAACCAGGCUUCAUGCUUCUUUUAUGUCAACAUCAUGGAAGCCGACAAUUUACCACCAGAGGCCAUUUGUCCCGAAAACGUUACCGGCACUGCACAGCCCGGUAGUAGCUACGCAGCGGUGAAUUUUACUCCUCCUGUAGCCACCGACAACUCGGGCAUGGCAAGUCUUGUUAGCAUUUCUUCAGAGCCCGGGAGUAACUUCACCGUCGGCACAACCGUUGUAACGGCUACCUUCCAGGAUCCUACGGGAAACAGCGCUUCAUGCUCUUUUGCUGUCGUCGUUGAUGGCGAAAACUCAACCGUCACUGUGAGUGAUCUUGGUAAUGAUUUCCUCGAACUGACGUGGACCAACGACAUCAGCAUGGACAUCAUCGCCUACACCAUUUUAUUGGGAGAUACCGACGGUGCAGUGAUUGAGAGACGAAGCUUUGCGCCAUCAAUGACCAUGAUCACUCAACGGUUUGAGCAGCUUACACCGGGAACGCAGUACACAAUAGAUAUUGAUGCUGUUAUCAGCUCUACUAUGACAAUGGUUUACUUUGCCGGUUUGAGCGUUGUAACAAGACCAAAGACUGCAGUCAAUUUUACCGUGUAUGAACUCAGUGACUCCUCAUACUUCUUCCGGUGGGACUCUCCUGCCCUUCCCGACAACUUCUUCAUCGACUACAUCUUGAGGUACAACAGUUCGAUCUCUUCAACCGACGAAGUAAACCUUCUACCACCAAGACAGAGCCAUGGCAUGGGAGGACUAAUACCCGGAUCAUUUUAUGCCUUUGAAUUUUUCACCAGCAUCGGACCGACGCUGAGUACUCCUUCAGAUGUUUUGAGAGUUCCCCAAGGCACACAAGCUGGUAUGGUAUUUCGGGCUGUAACUGCACAGGAAAUGGAGGUGUCCGGUACUCCUCCUACAGACAUGGCACGCAUUCAACUGUUCAGUGAUGACGGACUGGAGGAACUUGAAAGGACAGUAGAUCCUGGCACCACAUCAUCGGUCUUUUCAAAUCUUCGCCCCGACACAAUAUACACAAUGAUUGUCGUAUCAGAUGAUGCAGUUGUUUCUUCAGAUACCCGAAAGACAAAUCUUCUUGAUGGAAUUUCUGCAACCAUGGUCACUUCCGACUCAGUUCAACUGACAUGGAACGUAGUGGGAACGGCAACGUCUUACGAAAUUUCAUUCAUAAGUCAGGAUACGACGACUGCAGAACUUAACACGUCUAUCUCGGCGGGUCAGUCUAUGGCCUUAGUUCAGAAUCUACAACCUCAGACGCUGUACACCUUCUCUAUUGUUGCUGUCAUUGGGACAACACGAAAUAAUGUUGGUAGUGUGACUACUGCCACAGAAAACGCAAAUGAAUCUCCCGUCUUGAGCAACUGCCCAAAUGACACAGCCGCCGUACUGCCAGAUACAUCAUCGUUCGUGUCUGUGACGUGGACACCACCAACUGCAACAGAUGAUGAUGGGACGCCUACAGUGUCUUCAACUCAUCAACAAGGCAGUCUGUUUGAAUAUGGGCUAACAUAUGUUACAUACACAGCUGUGGAUACUGAGGCUCUCACUGCCAAUUGCUCGUUCACUGUCAAUGUGACAGAUACAACACUUCCGGUUAUCAACAAUUGCCCAGGAACAGUACCUGCCCUGUUAAUACCAGGUGACAGUUUGGUUGAGGUGUUGUGGACUGUGCCAACGGAAGGAGACAAUUCAGGAUUCGUCACUUUAAUGUCAACACACAGCCCUGGUGCAGCAUUUCCUCUCGGAGACACACCAGUUACCUACACCGCUGUGGACGCAGCAGGGAAUACCAUGGCAUGCAUCUUCAACGUAUCGGUAACCCCAGAUCCUAGCAAUCAGCCGCCAGUUCUGUCCGAUUGUCCGAUGAACUUGGUAGUAGCUCUGCCUGCUGCCUCGCCCACUGUGAAUGCAUCAUGGACCCCACCCAAUGCUACGGACGACAAUGAUAUCCCGCAGGUGUCUUCGACGCACCAACCAGGAAGUGCAUUCGAGUUCGGAUCAACAGUAGUCACCUACACUGCAACAGACUCCGAGAACCUUACGGAUACAUGCACUUUCACUGUAAUGGUUGGAGAUAACACUGAUCCAGUGCUAGCUGACUGUCCAGUAGUAGAAAGUCCUGUAGCCCAAGAAGGGGAGACAUCGGCUCGUGCAUUCUGGAGUCCGCCGACAGCCACUGAUAAUUCUGGCAUGGUGACCGUCAGCUCAAACUCUACUCCAGGAGACAGCUUCCCUAUUGGAUCUACUAUUGUUGAGUACACGGCUACCGAUGCAGCUGGCAACAACGUAUCGUGUAAUUUCACAAUCGUUGUUAGAGCAUAUCCAGAUGAUCCCAUUCGUCUUGUGGAUUGUCCACUUGGAGUGAAUGCCACCUUACCAAUGUCCUCAAGUCAGGUAGCAGUGUCCUGGACACCACCUUCUGUAGCAGGUGGCAAUGGACAGACAUCACUGACAUCUGACGCCCAACCAAAUGAUCCCUUCCGCUAUGGUGAAACUCGCGUCACGUACACGGCUAUAGAUUCGGAUAGUUUCACAUCAAGUUGUUCUUUCAUAGUAGAUGUAACAGAUGCCACUGACCCGAUGAUAAGUGGAUGUCCACCUCAGGUUACUGGAGAGAUUCCGCAAGGGAGUAUCAAUGUGUCUAUCCCUUGGGUGCCCCCAACGGCAGCAGACAACUCUGGAUCAGUGACGUUGACGUCUACAAGAUUUCCGAACGACGUGUUCUCUGUAGGGACGUUUGAAGUAAUUUACACUGCAACUGACGAAGCAGGGAAUUCUGCUGACUGUAUAUUCCAGGUUGUUGUCACCCAAGCACCAGGCGGCACACCUACUUCGAUGUUCACCAGUUGUCCGUCUAAUGUGACCGGAACAUUACCAUCAACCUCACCUCAGGUGACAGUCGCCUGGGAUGUUCCCAUGGUCAAUGGCACGGCAGCGGUCAGUUCUGACCAUCAGUCAGGGGACAUGUUUGGGUUUGGCCAAACAACAGUCACCUACGAGGCUCGAGACUCGGGUGUACUCGUGGAUACAUGUUCCUUUGUAGUUCAAAUCACAG